This is a messenger RNA of Ichthyophthirius multifiliis, 687 nucleotides long. RefSeq lists its product as hypothetical. Lineage: Eukaryota; Ciliophora; Oligohymenophorea; Hymenostomatida. Gene Ontology annotation, molecular function: glutaminyl-peptide cyclotransferase activity; protein binding. The record is from RefSeq and is a predicted model, not a curated record. The transcript has 2 exons.
AUGUUUUUAGAUAAUAAUAAUUUAUUGGAAAGUGUAGGCUUAUAUAAUUAAUCUUCUAUUCAUUAUUUACAUUUUGAUAGUAAUAGCAAUCAAUUGAAUUAAAUUUAUAAUGUUUAUAAUGUUUCAGAAAAAUUAAAUAAAACUUAUUUUGCAGAAGGUUCUGUUCUUUAUAAUGAUAAAAUUUAUCUUUUAACUUGGUUAGAAAGAAAAGUGUUAGUUUUUGAUAAACUAUUGUAAAAAAAAGAAGAUAAUAAUAUCGAUUUACCUGAAUAAAUAUAAGAAGGAUGGGGUAUUGCACUUUAUUAAGAUUAUUUUAUUAUUAGUGAUGGAACUGAAUAUAUUUAUUUUGUUGAUCCUACAAACUUUAAAUUCAUUAAAAAGAUUAAAGUUGUAGAUAAACAUAAAAAAGUUUAUAAAUAUUUGAAUGAACUUGAAAUUUAUAAAGGAAAAUUAUUGGCUAAUCAAUAUUAUACUAAUAAUAUAUUGGUUAUUAAUUUAGAAACUGGAGUUGUAGAAAAAUUGUAUAAUUUAAUAGAAUUAUCGUAAGAAAUAUAAAAAGAUAUGGAUGAUAAAUACUAUAUACAAAAUGGGUUUGUAUUAAAUGGAAUCGCUUAUAAUAGUUAAUUGGAUAUAUUACUUGUAACAGGAAAAAAAUGGCCAAAAGUAUAUUAAAUAAGAUUAAUUUGA